AUGAUCACCAGGUCUUCAUCACAUGGUUCCAUAGUUUGGACUUUAUCUGCAAAUGAUCAAAAAAAAUUUAAUGCCUUAUUACUUAGACUUACAGUUUCUUGUGUAUGGGCAUUAUCAUGCGUUAAUAAACCGGAAGCUAAAGAAUUUUUCAAUUUUUUGAAUCCUUCUUUCAAAUUACCAGAUUGUCAUGUUCUUGGUGGAACAGUCUUAUUGACUUCUGAAGGUAAACUUUACAUAUGGAAAGCAUAUAAUGUAAGUUCAGAACGUGAAACUUAUAUUGAAGUAAUGAACAAAUCAAAAAUGAUGCUUACAGAACUAAAAAAUAAGGAGGUUAAUGUCUCUGCAGAAUCUGAAGAUGGUGCUGUAACAAGGUUAACAUAUGAAUGUACAAAACCAGUUUCAAAUGUAAAUGUGGAAAUUGUAGGCAGUUCGAUCAUUAUGCAAGCACGUGUACAGAUUGAAUAG
This is a messenger RNA of Entrophospora candida, 465 nucleotides long. NCBI's taxonomy places the organism in Eukaryota, Fungi, Glomeromycota, Glomeromycetes, Entrophosporales, Entrophosporaceae. The record is from the annotation of a GenBank genome assembly.